AAUUAACCCGCCGACCUGGAAUCCAAUCAAUACCAUCAUUUGCACCUAUCCCUGUAUUUCCUCCCACAGAACCCAUUUAGAAGAUUUUUGGUGUGAUUAUGUCCUUGCUGCCGUCGCGCAAGAGAAAGGUCGGUUUUUGCUAAGCUAAGUUACGCUGCUAAUCAAAGUUGGACUUUGUACACCUCUCCCAGCCUACACACACACACACACACACACAUGCUGUUUUCAUCAUUUUCAAACAUCAAGUGGGAGUCCAGAGGAAGGAUUAUUUCACCCGCCAUGGCUUACAACAAGCUGCAUUUGGUGAUGCUGCUGAGCACGUACACCUUUGCACAGCAAGUCAUCCAUGACGACACAUCAACCUGUCUAUUGGCAUCCAGAUUUAAAGCUCAUAAGAAAUACGUGUACCAGUACACCGCCGAGAGCAGGAACGGCGUGGUGGGCGCUGCCAACCUGCGGAAUGGCCCCACGGUGACUUGUAAGGUCCAGAUCGAAGUCCCUCAGACGUGUAGAUACGUCAUGCACACAACGGAGUGUACACUCGGGGAGGUGUCGGUCAUGGACCCUCAGGGACAGCCCGUGCACAAGCAGGCGCCCGGCUCUGCGGCUUUCCAGGCAGCUAUGGCCGAGAACCCUCUGAAGUUCUCAGCGGAACAGAUCAGCAGUGUUCAGCUGUAUCCCGAGCCAAAAGAACCCGUGAACAUCCUCAACGUAAAGAGAGGAAUCAUCUCUGCUCUCGUGGUUCCGGCCACGUCUGAAGACAAGAGCAGCGUCCUGGUUUGUUCCGUCUCGCAAGACACUUUUAUUCUCUUAAAAUGCCAAACUUCUGGUUUUUAUUCUCUUCGAUACGUAUCCAUAUUUUUAUUCUUCUGUCAGAGUACAGUGCAUGGUCGGUGUUUUACCAACUUGAGAGUCAACACAAAGAAGAACACUGUGGUCGAGGUGGCCCUUUCAAGAGAUCUAUCACAGUGUGAUCGGUUCUACAGCAGAGAACUGACACACAGUCCACUUGCGAUGCUUCAAAAGCUGCACAUCCUCUUCUCCAAGCUGAUCAUGAGCCACCAAGACUGCAACUACCAGUUUGAUCGAAAAGGAACGCACAUCACAGCUGCCCUGUGCCAAGAAAAGCACACAUAUCUACCCUUCUCCCUUGGGGACGGUGGAAUGUCAUCUGUGGUAACUCAGCAGCUUAGCUUCCAGACGUCCGGCAGAACCAACAGCAGGAUAUUUGAUGUUGACCACAGCCACAAGAAGCCGCUCUCCUUGGACGAUGCUGAAGAGAAGUCUCCACUCCAGAGAAAGGAUGCCGCUCUGAGCACCAUGAGGGACCUCCAAGUUCUGUCGCUCUUAAACCAGGGGCAAAAGAGACCGAGCCUUUUCCAUAAACUGGUGUCCACUCUAAGAACCUUAAGGAACGACACUCUCAGUCACACGGUCACGGAGAUGCUACGUUCUUCAAAGUGGCUGACCUGGCAAGCCCUGCUUCAGUGCGGGACCUCGGAGUGCACCAGCGCCAUGUUCCAGGCCAUCCGUACCCUGCGCGGGGUGCCACUUGCAGUCGAUGCCCUGGUCUACGGACUAAGUCUCCAAGCGGACCCCGAUGCAUCACGAGUCCGAGAUAUGCUGAGUAUGGCUCAGUUCAGACAGAGCAAAGCCAUCAUGUAUGCUCUUGGCAACACCGUCAGGAAGUUCCAUAACGGGGAAAUAACGCCAGAGGUCGCCGCCGUGUCUGAGUUCUUGACGACGCUCUUAAAUGACUGUUCAGGAGGAAGAAAAAAUGAUUCCGAAGAUUUCCCGACCGACGCUGAGGAGACAUCCUUCCUGGUACUGAGGGUUGUUGGCAUCAUGGGUCGGGCGAUGCAGACUGCCAGCCCCACCCUCAUGGCCUCCAUCAUGAAGUGUGCCAAAAGAGAAGACAUCUCGUUAUCAAACCAGAAAUCAGCCGUGCAGGCCUUCAGGAACAUGGACAUGAACGAUGAAAUCAAAGACUUCCUCAAGGAAGUGUUUGAGCGGCGCCGGGACCCUGUGGAGAAACGCGUGGCGGCCUACCUGAUCCUGAUGAAAAAACCAGACCGGGAAUUCAUCAGAGACAUUGUGACCAAUUUAGACAGCAUGAAGGACGGACAACUCAGGAGCUUUGUGGUCUCUCACCUGAAAAACAUCCAAAACUCCAGGGAUCCACAAAUGCACCGACACAGGCACUACCUUGCUCUCGCCCUGAAAGAUCAGCUUUCAGCCGCUAAUGAGGCCAUUACCGGGACGUCCCGUAACUACCAGAUGGACUCCCCUUUGGGAUCGGUGCGAGGCAACAUCAUCUGGGAUGCCUCGGAUACUUUACCCAGAGAGGUGAUCUUGGAGACCACUCUGAGGGUGUUGGACUCCAACUAUGACGUAUUUGAGUUUGGCUUGGAGGGAACGGGAUUUGAUGCAACAGCUCUUUUUGGAGACAAAGGCUUCUUCCCGGAUUCCAUCUCCAAAAUCACGGGUCGGGUUGCCCCCGACGGAGACAAAGGAAAAAGACAGGUGCCGCAGCCACUUAUUCGUGACAUCACAAAGAGAAUCCAGAAGGUCAUCAACGAUGUGUUUUCUUCACCGACCCCUGAAGCCACCGCCUAUGUCAGGCUUCUGGGAAACGAGAUGUACGUGAAGACCAGCCAAAUGAAAAGGAUGGCAGAGACUCUACUGGUGAACUUCCAGGCUUUCUUCCGACAUCUACCUCCUCAGCAGGUAUUUUCGGACUGGACCUCUCGGACCGGUCAUGAAGUCUUCAUUCACUACAUCUUCAUGGAGAACGCCUUCUCGUUGUCCACUGCCUCUGGAUUCCCUCUCAAGUUUUCUCUCGCUGGAGUCGUCACGCCCGGUGCCAAAGGAGGCGUGGCUGUCUCUUCCAGCACGCCUCACCUGUCACUCAUGCCAUCGGUGGGCUUGGAAUUCAUCACCCAAAUGGGAGUCCACGCUCCAGACUUCGUGGAGGCGGGGCUUCAGAUGCACACUAGUUUGUACCACGAGAGCUCCCUCAACGCUAAAAUCUCCAUGGAGAGAAACCAAAUUCGACUGUCCAUCCCGGCUCCAAAGUCAAACACGCAGUUGUUUACUCUGAGCAACAAGCUGGUGUCCGUAUCCUCUGGCCAUGCGAUGACGCGGCCAUCCCUCGUGACGGACACGACCCACUCCACUGGCUGCCACGCCAUAUUUAAUGGUCUACAAAUCUGCACAGUUUUUGGUUACCCCAACGCAUCCUCCACGGACCGAUCCCCGUAUUAUCCUCUGGCUGGGGACACCAUGGCUGCAGUUGUCCUCCAGCCCACGGGGGAUGUUUCCGAGUACGCUGCCACCAUCAAGUGGGAUACACUCCGGGAAGGAAAAAAGGCUCUCCGUGUCUCCGAUUGUCUCAGUCUAACCCUGAAGGCAGAAGGUGACGAUUCACCCGGCGCCACCGCCACGCUGAGAUUCGACCGCAGUAAUAAAGUUCUGGCCACUGAGCUUGUCAUUCCAAAAUACGACGUUGAAGUUGGCAUGAAGAUGGCUCCAGCUGAUGGCGACGCCGAGCAACACAACAGCCGCGGCAUCGCCAUUGAGGUCACCAGCAAGAACGUUCCACAGCUGACGCUGGCGGGGCACACCAGACUUCAGUUGAUGACGGAUGCUCUGCUGCAACUCCAGAUGGCCAUUCCAGCUCUAAAAACCAACGCUUCUGUCACUGCCACCCUGAAGAAGCGUGAGGACGUCGUCAUGAACGUGGAGACCAAAGUCAACCUCCCUGAGACAUCCUACCGACAGACAUCGUCCCUCAUAUACGAUCAGGAGACGUUGGAAGUGGAAAUGAAAUCUGAGUUGAAUUCGGAGAUUCAGAAGAUGUCACCAACUGUAGAAGAUCAUCGCAGGAGGCUGAACCGACUCAUUGAUGACAUCCUGGAACAGCAGGUGGCCAAAACGGACAUGAAACUACGACACAUAGUCACCAAAGGAAUCGAGGCGGCUAAUAUUUGGCUGGAUGCGUUGACAUCCAGGAUCCCUGGCCUGGAAAACCUGGGGAAUGGUAGGAUCCCGGCAGAACUUAUUGUUCCAUCUCUGCCUGACAAAAUGUUCCUGCGGGUUGACAACUUCUUCCGGUACAAGUUCAACAAGGACAAGAUGGCAGUCUCGCUUCCUCUGUCACCGGGAGGCAGGACAUUGAAGGAAUUGGGUAUUCCUGACUCCCUCUCAGUUCCGGCUUUAGACGUACCGCUCUUGGGUCUACACAUCCCCGCAAAGAUGUACAAAGUACCAUCCUUCUUCGUGCCUCGUACUGUGGAUUUGACGCUGCCCCUCCUUGGUGUGGCUGAAGCGUCCAUGAAGGUCAGCAGCAACUUCUACAGCUGGGAGGGCUUGAUUUUUGGCGGCAAUCACACUGUUGAUAGCCCCGCCUACACCGUGCAAUACAAGGCCAUCGCGAAGUCACCGUUCAGGCUGCUAAGAUACAAGCUUGAAGGAGCUGGGAUGAUGUCAGGAAGAUCUGAUGAUCAUCUGGAGUACCUGCUGAAUAAUUCCUUCAGCCACAGUCUUCUUAAGACCAGCCUGGCUUUCUGGGAAACCUUGGAUGUGACCACCAGGUUGCAGGCCAAAGCCCAUUACAAGAUGGAAGCAUCUAGUCCGCUUGGUCUCCACGCUCGUCUCUGCUAUAUCGGCCAGUCCACUUCCACUCUGGACUCAGACCAAGUCACUGCAGGGGGGACCUGGGAUGGGACUCUUAGAAUCGUGUCCUUCUACAGCAACGGUUCCUAUAGCAACAGUUAUAGCUUGCAUCGACUCCAGGAAAAAGGAAGAGGAGAAUCCGUGCUGCAAUUCCACUCACCAUUCCUGCAAAUUCAUAAUUCCAUGCAUGGAGUUUAUGAUAACGCAGAGCUGAGAUUGGUCUCAGAAACAAAAGCCCAGGAAGACCUCCUCAGCCAUGUGCUGGAACUCAACUACAAGGACUCCCAACUAAGCCUCAAGUGCUUGGGUGUCGCCAACGCCGUGGGGAACGUGCUCAGCAACAAAGUUGACUUUGGCGUUUCCGGCCGUACUCUCCUCCUCCGAGUCGAAUCGCAGGCCGAUGAUGCAACAAAUCGGGCGUACUCGCUUCUUACAGGCUCACUCGACUCCAGAAGACUGGAAGUCAACUCCGACGGAUUGCUCGCCGUUGAUGGCGGCCAGGGACUCCACAGGGCAUCUCUCACGGUAGACAAAAACGGUGUGAGCGCAAGUGGAAGUAACCGUUUUCGGUACGGCUCGGCGACAUUUGAGAGCAUCGUUAAUGCUGCCAUGGACAGUGAAGGAGCGUCGCUGUCGUCCAAAACGAAAACAACGUCCGAGUACGGCGGAGGCGAGGUCAACAUCGAGAGUCGUGUCAACGCCACGGAAGGCUCCUUCUACGGUGUCUUUAACGGCAACGUCUUCAAUGUUAGCACAAGAAAUGAACUCAAUGCUACGUUGAACCGCAACGCUUUCACCGUUACCAGCGACGCCAUGACAGCGUGGCGGCAGAUUAAAACACAAAACCGCUACGCUCUGACACUCGCUCCGUGGACGUUUGAUCUACGCACCGAGACCGGCAGCUUUCUCUGUGACGAGAUCUUCUACCAGCAAGACACCCAUAUCCAUGUGAAGCCGUUUGUAAUCAAAGCUAACGCUACGUGCUCGCUCAAAUUGUACCACGUCACUUUCAAAAAAGAACUCCGCAUUAAGCUGGAGUCAGCUAAGCUAAGCCUGAGCGGAAGCGCAAAUGGGAAUGUGCUCGGAAUGCAGAUGAGUCAAACCUGCGGACUGGAGUUAGCUGGACUUUCCGCCGCGUCUUAUUGUGAGUCGAAAAUAAAUUCCGAGCUGCUACGUUUGGACGGCGUCAUACGAAGUGCGGUGCUACCUUUCACGCUGAACGUGGAGGCCGUCGUCAACGGUAACGGAGAGGCGUAUCUGUUCGGGAAUCACACGGGACAACUCUACAGUAAGCUGUUAGUGAAAGCGGAACCUUUAGCGUUGACAUACUCGCAUGAUAGCAGCGUGUCCGCUACACAUGCACGGGCAACUGAGCUAACCACUCAUGUGGAUAACUCCUUUACCGGCCUCGUAACGCCGUGCCAUCAAGCGCUGAUGUGGAAAAUGGGAUCCAAACUCCUCAAUCACGCCUACGACCAGGAUGUCGCCGCUUAUAACAACCCGCAAAAGACCGGAUUUGAGUUUUCGGGACGAAUGCUCACAGAUGCGUUCAGCCCGAGCGACGCAGAUAUUGACGCUCUUCCCGAAAUGCAAGAAUUCUCGAUAAGCGGAUUUCUCAGAUACGAUAAGUCAAGAGGCUGCCGUGUCAUUGCGACACCCCUCAGUAGCAUUCCCUCCAUUCCGGGCGCUUUUCAACAACUCAAAAACACAUGUAUGCAGGCUUUGGAGAAAUUCCAUAGGUACAUUAGCAAUGUAAAUAUUCAGUGGAUCAUAUCGGAAUUUGGAGCGCAGUUGGACCAGUUAGCAUUGGACGUGCGUCGCUUCAUGCGAGAGGUGGACCUGGAAAACAAAGUGAAUGAAAUGAAAGCAAAAGUGGAUUAUUUUACUGACGUGUUUGCCGUGACAUUGGAUGACUUGGAGGUCGUUGUAAACACCCUGAGAAGGCAUUUGGAGAAUACGCUGCUGGGAAUUUCGACCGGAAUUAGAGACCUGCUUUUGGCUGUGAAAGAACACGUCAGGAAAGGACGUUUUUCCGACAAAAUAACAAAUACUUUUACCAUCGUUGGAGAUCAUCUUCAUAUGUUUAAUGAUAAGUUCUCCAUCCAGGAAUCACUUCUUAGAGUCCUGCAUUUGGUAUCGAACGGUGUUGAACGGAUGGAUUUGGAAAAGCUGACCGAUAACAGCACUGCCUGGAUCAGAGACUUCGACUCAAAUUAUGGAAUCCUUGGCAAAAUCAAAGAAAUCCUAACAAAUAUCAAACGUAAAAUUGAGAAUUUGGAUGUGAAGAUAUUAUCCCAGCGUGUAAAAGAGCUCCUGCUUUCAAUUGAGAUGGGCAUCGAACAGCUGUCUUACGAAAUUCCAUACACAAAGAUUGCAAGGGUGAUGGAAUCUAUGAGUGACGUUGUCAUCAACUGGACGGAUGAAUAUGAAAUCCCCAGCAAACUCAAUGCAGUUUUGUGCUACAUCAAGGACCACGUGUCAAGAUUCGGCCUUGGGAAAGACCUUAAAGAAAUCCUGGACCAGGGUGUAGUGCUCAUCCAAAAGCUCAACGUAGAAGACAACGUGCGGUCGCUGGUAAAUACUCUAAAAGAAAUCCCAUUAGAAUCCGUUCUUGGUCAAAUUCUACAGCUUCUGCAAAGUGUGAGCGAUCAUCUGAGGGGAGCCGAUUUGGAGAAGAGCUUCGAAGAACUGAACGAGCAUGUUUGUUCAGUUCUGAGGUCAAUGGAGGAGUUUGACUACAACACAUUUGUGGAUGCCAGCAACAGGAACAUUUCACAAGUCACGGCGUUCCUGAAUGAGAGGUUGAAGGAACAUGACUUGGUGUCGAAGCUCCAAGCUUUUGGAGCGUUUGCCAGGAAGAUUCAAGGUGCAGUUUGGACAUUCGUCAACAAACUCCAGAACACGAAGGUGGCGGACUCUCUGAGGAAGCUAACACACGUGAUUGACCGUGUGUUUUACAAUGACAUCAUAAUGAAGAUCCAGGAUGUCCUUGAAGACAUCAGACAGAGAAUCCUUGACAUGGAUAUCCAAGACGAAGCGUACAUUUACCUCCAAAGAGCAAGCCAGUCCUACAGCAACAUUGUCGCCUUUAUAUCCGCAAACAUCAAGCGACUGAUAGAGGAAUUGAAAAAAAUGGCGACGGACGCCGAAAUCCUGGAUGAGAUCAAGCAAACCGUGGAUGGAAUCUUGGAUAAGCUGAAUAAAGCUGAGCUGCAAUUCCCAUCUUUUACCGUGCCUUUCACAGACCUUGUGAUUCCUGAAUUUGGACUUGACUUGAACAAACUGCAUGGAAUGACCAUUCCAGCAGAAAUCUCCAUCCCAGAGUUCAAUGUUCUCGGCUCGAUUCCGGUUCCUGCCUUCAGGAUAUCGCUGGAUGAGCUCAAAGUGCAAAUCAUCGCAGUAAUAGAUUACAUCAAAGGAUUUGAAAUACCCGCCGUUGAUCCGGAGGAUAUUUUUGGAGACUUAAAAGUUCUUUACAUAUUUCCACUACCGGAUGUCAACUUCCCAGAAAUAAGACUUUUGGAAAUCCAAAUUCCAAACAUCAGCAUCCCUAAGUUACAAGUGAAGGACUUUGAAGUCCCAACGUUUCCAGUGCCAGGAAUCAGACUGCCUGAUGUUCCCAGUAACGUUUGCGCUACAGGUUUUGGAGAAUUCCAUAGUGCAUUCGAGGUCAGUUCUCCCGUGUAUACUGUCGUCUCUUCGGGAAAGAUUUUCGAGAAUUCAACAUCCACUUCAGGAAUCCCGCAGCUUACAGUCACGAUUGCGUCCAAUGCCAAGUCUAUUGUGCCGCUUCUGGAAUAUACUUUUGAAGCAAAGACUCACUUGGAGGCACCCGGAUUUCAGGAGGUAAAAUUCCAAGAAACUCUGAAAGCUUCCCAUUUGGCUUUCUCCGUGGAUCACAACGCAUCUUUGGUGCUUGGAAGUUCUUCUGCCGAGGUCCACGCAAACACGGCAGCCAAGGCAACAACUUCAAUGUACACAGCAGACCUGGCUAACCACUUGGGAAUCUCACUGCGGAGCGGGAUCUCCGUAAAUAUGACCACCACCUACAACCAUAAUUUGGACACGCCCUCGAUGGGAAUCUCAAGUCAGGCGUCGGUGAAACACGGCGUGGCGGUGGAAGCUGAUUCUGGAAGAAUCACGUUGAGUAGUAAAACGAGCGGUCGAGGAACGUGGUCCAUCCCAAACUACUCUGAUGAAGGAACGCAUGAAAGUCAUUUCCAAGUCAAUUCCAACGUCGGCACCGCCAUGUUGACUUUAGAAGGCCGCACGGAUUGUACAUCGUUCAGGUUCAAGCAAACGCUUACAGCGGAAUCGGUUCUCCUUCAACAUAUUCUUUUGGAAGCAGAAUGUGAAGCUGAAGCUCCAUUUUUGAAAAAGAGUGUCAUGGCGGCUCGUGGAGAAGUCCGUAUGGAGGACUUGAAGGUCGCACUGACAGCCAGUCAUGUUUCACAACUCACCGGAAGCACAACCGGUUCCAUUUCCAACUCUCUGGAUUUGGUGGCCUGUCCUUUUGAAGCUGCUGUUGAUGUAAAGAAUGAAGCUGAUUUAAAGAUGCUCUUCCCUCUCAAACUUACCGGUCAUGUCCAUCUCCGGCAUGACUACGGUAUCCGGGUCAAUCCCGAGAAGCAACAGACUUACUGGAUCGGCUCGGCUAGAUUCAACCAAUACAAAUACAAUCACAACAUUGCCGUAAAAAAACAUUUCAUGAAUAUUACCGUCAACUUGCAGGCUCACGGAGAAGCCAAUGUGGACUUUUUGACCGUUCCGCUCUCGGUACCUGUGAUGACCGUACCCUUUCUGGGAAUUGGAACUCCUGAAGUUCGAGACUUUUCUCUAUGGGACGAUGCCGGGUUCAAAACCUUGCUGACCAAUCCUCAACUUUCAUUUGAUAAAAACCUGACGCUGACUUACAACAAGAACCCUGAUGUGCAGUAGCUUUGAACUAGCAUACACUUCUCUUAUUGACCGUGUCGACACAAUAUCAUCUCUUGCUACAUCACGGUUCAAACACGGGAUUAACUAAUAUUCUAUUUUUGGUCAAAAAUAGUGAAAGACAAGUUAUAUGUAGUACUCUGGUCCCGAGACAUUAGUAAUGCUACACUACAUGGAAUGUCCGACACCAUAGAGCAGUGAUUUUCAACCUGUUUUGAGCCACGGCACGUUUUUUUACAUUGUAAAAAUCUUGUAGCACACCAGUAACCAAAAAUGUUCCAAAAUGUCACCACGACCUCACACGUGCAUCAAUAAGUCUAUGGGAGGAACAAGCUAGGUGUUGCCACACGGACCAAUAUUACAUUGCUAUGCCAGUCUUUACACCACAGACACUCCACAGUAGCCACGUUUUUACAUCACCACUUUUUCUCUUUCCCAAUGACCUUUCGGGAAACAAUGGUAUCCAUGGAAAGGAAUAUUCCAAUCUCAAUCUACAUGCGCCAUGAAAAUCAACCAGAAUAGUCAAUAGGGCAUGCCCAGUAAAACGUAAACAUCAACAUCACGUCAUACCGGCUUCCCCGAGUUAUUCUUUCACUUGUCGGAAUAACUCCGUAUUGCCAGUUUUUCGUCUGUCCAGUCUUGAAAUUUAGUUUGAAUCAAAAACAAACUUUGCUUAGUCCAGUGCCGAUUGCUGGCCUCCAUUUUUAAAAGUGAAGAACGUCUGGAUCUGCGUGUUACGUCAUAUCUGAGCAUGCGCUGAAAGAACGCACCCGGGAUCAAUUUAAACAGGAAAAGAUCAAAUUCAAUCUUGCUAAUAUUUUAUAAUUAAACUCAGGACAUGUUUUAUAUAGAUAUAUAUUUUCUUGUUUAAUAAAACUGCACUUGUGAAUAAAGUAUAGAAGUAUUUAGAUUCUGUUCCACAGAUGGCGCUAAUGCACACGAAAGCUGCUUGCCAACCGCCAAUAAACAACAGAAGAAGAAAAACACCAGGAAGAAGAAGGCACCCUGACAACUUUCCGUUUGAGCGGGUACAAGAUACCUCAAUCGGAUUGGUUAAAGGAAUAUUCCAUCCCUGUUCAAUUCUUUCCGUUUGAGCAAAUAAACCAAAGUGAAUUGGAAUAUUUGGGUAUAAUGGCUAUUGACAUCAUAUUUGCAAAUGAUGAUUAAUAAAUGUUAAUUAUAAAAAGUGAUAUUGGAUAAUUCCUCACGGCACACCUGACGGUUUCUCAAGGUACACUAGUGUGCCGCGGCACAGUGGUUGAAAAUCACUGAUUUAGAGUAAAAAAAAGUUCUCCUGUUCGGUGUGGAAGUGGUAACUUUGUGGCUUCAUACUUUGGCCUUCUUGCCCACCCUGAAACACUGAAUGUUUGAAUACGUAAACUGGAGAGGCUAACUUGCUAGCUUGGUAUGCCGUCUUUCAUGUCACUGAAGUGAUCCUGUUGCCUGCACAAUGUGGUGUAAACAAAGAAUUACAGGCGAGUGAAGAUGACUGUGUGGUUGUUAUUUCAUGUCGACAAGGCUCUUUUUCUGUUUGAACUGUCACCUGGUGCACAAUGAUGUUGUUUUUCACAGGACAUGUUUACAUGCUUUUGUUUAUGUUUUUCCAAUAGUACUUUGUUCUUUGGUUCAGUUAUUUUUCACUAUUGACUUUAUUUUGCUCCUACUAAUGUAUGUAAUAAAAGGGAAUAUAUAGGAACAAUGUUAUUUUGUGAUAUUGCUCCAUUGUCUUACAUUAUUGUAUUUAUAUAUUUUUAAAUUGUCCGCAAUAAAUUUGUAAGUCUACCUUA
Messenger RNA from Doryrhamphus excisus (bluestripe pipefish), 11396 nucleotides. NCBI's taxonomy places the organism in Eukaryota, Metazoa, Chordata, Actinopteri, Syngnathiformes, Syngnathidae. The record is from RefSeq and is a predicted model, not a curated record.